Molecule: messenger RNA, 3711 nt
Organism: Symbiodinium sp. CCMP2592
Lineage: Eukaryota; Dinophyceae; Suessiales; Symbiodiniaceae
Source: the annotation of a GenBank genome assembly
AUGGCGGACACGUGCAACAAAGUAUUUGUUGCCGUUAUCCAGCAGAAGCUUGCGUAUGCUCAGCAAGUACCAUGGGUGUUUGCCGCAGCGUUUGCGGGGUAUAUGGGCGAGACUUGGGGCCGAGUGAAAAAGGUUCUUCGGCCACAUCUUCAGAACGUUGACAACAUGAUCUCCAGUGGCCAAGUCGGCCUUCUAGACUCUGUUACACAUGCUUUGUUUGGACCAACCGACACAGGCCGCAUGCUCCGAGAAUUUCUGAACUCGGAGGAUGACGUGCCCCUUGAUCGAUGGCCAGCGUUGUUUUGGAAAGUACAGGAAUAUGCCUUUGUUUCUUUGUCCGAGCGACACACGGAGAGAGAGCAUGUCGGUGUCAAGGUUGCAGCAAACCGUGGUCUCACAAAGGCUGGGCCUGCAGUUGUCUGCAGCCGCAAGCGCAGAGAUCAAGUGUUGGAGAUGCUGGAAGAUGAGAAACAGCUCGCUUUCUUGGUCAACAAUUGGCGCAGCAGGCGCCUUUGGAGUAGCCUGCUGGAGCACAUGCUCACUCACGAAGAGGUUCGACUUAUGGACACGCCAAAGAGGCUUUCCCGCUUGUACGGGUAUAGCGAGGAAGACCACUUCAAAGAUUGCGAGGACUCUGUUCGUGCUGAUGCCGUUUACCGCCAAACUUUGAGAGAUCAGACUUUGUUACUGGCCGGAAGCUUCAAGCUUCCGAGUGCUUCCCACCAGGUAGUGAACUGGCUGAAAGGCCAUUUGGCGACGGGCGUGUUUUUCAGUGUGUCCACGCAUGUCUUUGAGCUACUUGUCGACAGGGGUCGGAGAUGUGAAGACCCAGCCGCAUCCUUCAGAACCGACGUGCUGCUGUCUAUUCUGCGAGCCGACGUCCACCCUCGGGUAAGUGAUCGUGCUUCGGUUUUCUGCUCGGUGCUGGAUGCCAGGCCAGAAGCAAGAACGGAUGCUCGUGUUUCGCGACCUGCUGCACACAUCACAGACCCGAAGCUAGGCCGCCGCAGCUGUGUGGUUGUGCAGCGUUUCCACGACGUGGAUGUUUCCCAGGGCGUGCACGGCCUUGGUGGAGAUGUGCGGGUGGCGUGCACGAAUGUGCGGAUCGAGGUUCUCGACUUGGCAAGGGUGUGCACAGCAGAGAACUUGAAAGCCUUUUGUGCAAACUGUUUGCUCUGGCGUGCUAUGCCUGCGGAACUGGCCUUGGCUCUGGGAGACGAGUCCACGCAGCCAGGUUUGCUGCAGGAGCCGCAAGUGCAGAAACUUCCAGAGAUUGUCUUAGACAGCGAUCCUGCCUGCUUGUUGAGUCGACCGCCUCCGGAUCCGCAUGUGGAAGAUGCCCUCGACAUCCUGCACCCCCCUGCCCAUGUCGUGCAGAAUGCGGACGACUCUGCGGUGCUGCAGGUCUACGGUGCUCCGUGUAGCGACCGAGAAAUGCAAGCUAUCAAAGAGUUGCUGCGAGCAAGGGCCAUCGGCAUUGAAUCUGCUGUGUAUGCCACAGACCUUGAACACUUCGAUGCUGUUGCACUGGAAGGCUUGCGUGACCGAGGUCUUGUCAUCUGCGAGACUGAUAUGUUCUCAGAUGUAUCCGUCGCCUUGACGGGCAAGUUGACCUACAGUGCAAGCUUGGUGCUGGCACGGCCAUUGUUGCUUUGGGAGCUUGACCAAACGACGUUGACUCGAGGCCAGAUGCCAGGCCGAUCAAAGUUGGAGUUAAUUCGUUUGUUGUUUGUCUUGGGCUGGGAGCCAGGGCUGGGCCGGGAAGCGUGGCAUCGCAAGCAGGGAGAGGAACGUCUUCCAGAUGACGUUCUAGUUUGCAGCCUCCCCUUCCUCAGAGCUUUGAUGCUGAGUCGGCUUAUAUGGGAAAAGCCCGGCAACUUGUCGGGCAUUUACUUGAAAGGCCCCCAGCAGUAUUAUCAGUUCUUGGUGGAUCAGGACGAUCUCAGCAGCUUGCGGGAUGCUUCUGCAGAGGAAAUCAAUGCUCGGUUCGCGCAGAAGAAAAAAAGACCUGCUGGCCGCAGCUUGACAAGAGAUGCGGCUACAGGUCUGGAGCUUGACCCAGAGGCUGAUGAUGCCGAGUUAGAAGAGCUUGUGCAAGAGCUGCCUGAAAAGCUCAUGCAAGCAGAAGAGCCGCAGCCAAGCAUGGCCAGCGGUGGUAGACGUGUCGCUCCUCUAGAAAUCGACUUGGGAGGCGGCGGGCUGCUGCCUUUUUGCUUGCUUGGCAAAUGCGAGCAGCUCACCACCGCAGAGCUGAAGCUCACAUUGCGGUGGGUGCCGGUGGUCUACAAACAGUGGGGCGAGGCGCAGCUUCCACACCUGCCGCCUGUGCUGUUGCCGCCGCAUCCGCCGGCGGCGGCGGCCACUUCUGCUGGCACGGGUGCAGCCCACGGUGCAGCCACAGGUGGCGGUGUUGCUGCUAACCCCUCGGGGGCUGCAGCAAUGCCGGCGCCAAAAAAAAAUCCUGGCCAGGUGGACCUAAGCAGCGAGGAUGACGACGAGGAGUCUGAGGAGGAGGAGGCGGCUAAGAAGGACGAGGACAAGGAGCCGGACUCCCAGUCGCGGAAGGAUGAUAUCGUGGUGGUGGACCACGACCAGGAGAAGAAGAAAGAAGAAAAGGGUUGCAAAAAGGAGGAGGCUGCUCAGAAGCGCAAGAAGAAGAAGGAGAGCAGCUCUUCCAGCGGAGGCAACAGUGAGUCCUCCAGCAAGAAAGAAAAGCCCCGUGCAGCCCCCGCUGCCAAGGAGGCCAAGCAGGCACACGAGGCCCAGGCCGACGAGAAAGAGAGCGGCAAGGCCAAGGAGCCCAAGGAAGACAAGGAGGCGGAGGCGGCGGAGGGCGAGCCUGCAGCGCGGCCUGCGAGGAAGAACCGCAGCCGGCACUCAGCGGACGAGGCAGAUGUCGUUCGCUGCGAGCACUGCUGGAUGUGUGUGAAGAAAGAAGGCCUGCAAAGCCACCUGGAGAACAGCGAAUACUGCCGCCAGUGGCGGCUCCACGCCGCCGGCCAAAAUGUGGCCGGCCAAAAGCCUGCGGAAGAGCAGGCGAGCUCGGGUGCGUGCCAGUGCAGACACUGCUCACGGCAGUUCAUGCGCAGGUGGGACAUGCUGCAGCACUGCCUGGGCACGCACCCGAACUCUGACGAGGCUAAGGAAUGCUUGCAGGCCAUGCACAAUAAGCGGAAGAAGCAGCCAUCAAAGGAGGACCGGGCGGCUAGCAUGAGCCAGCACAGGCCGCCGGUUCAGCUGCGGAGCAGGGGGCGUGUGGAGGAGCCGCCGCACAGACGUGGCCCGCGGCGUGAAGAGAGCCGAGAUGAUGAUGGUGGCAGCCGUGGGCGCCGGAGAAGCCGUGGUGAGAGCCGCCAGAGCCGUGGCCAGGCAAGCUCUCGAGGCGGCGGCCAGGCAAGCUCUCGGGGGAGCCGCAAAGGCAGCGGCCAGGCAAGCUCUCGAGGGAGCCGCAAGAGCUCCCGCGGCAGCGAGCACAUGGACCGACGCUUCUCGGGCCGCUCCCGCAGCCGCAGGGCGAGCGAGCCUGCGGCAAGCUCCGGCCGCCGUGGGCGCGAUUCGCGGAAGGAGCCGACAGGGCAGCUAGGCCGCAGCAAAUCAUCGCCAAGGGAUCGGGCCAUGGUGGCGGGUCAGAGCCAGAGCCCUCAGAUCCCCCAGAUGAUGCUGGCCUUUUUCGAUGCCACCACGAAGAUGCUGGACAUGCAGCAGCAGUAG